This is a messenger RNA of Lipotes vexillifer (Yangtze River dolphin), 1721 nucleotides long. The record is from RefSeq and is a predicted model, not a curated record. Lineage: Eukaryota; Metazoa; Chordata; Mammalia; Artiodactyla; Lipotidae.
AUGGCGGCUGGAUGGAAAGGGUGUCUGGAGACCCUGGCUGCCAUUCUCAUGCCUAAUCCACGGCAGUGCUGCCUGGAGGGGGUUUGGACAGGACGAGAAGGUGGCGAGGUCCUCGGGGGCAGAGGGGGCCUCAUCCAGCAGCAGGCCUUCCUUGUGGCAAAGCACCUCGCGUCCCGAAUCGGCGCCUUCAACUCGGAGAAGUCGGGAGCCCCACAGGAAACUUCCAUUACUGCAGACGCUGCCACACACCAGGGGCAGCGGAUGGGCUGCCGCGCUGGCUCCCCAGGAAUGAGCUCCUUCCACGGCCGGCCGCCUCGCCGGCCCGCCCUCUCUCGGGGACCCCCCCGGCACCUGCGGCCUCCGAGUAAGUGUCCGCGCGCACGUCCGCCGGCCCGCCUCCCCUCCGCGUGCCCGGAGCCGGGGGCCGCCGGGUGCCCCUCGCCGCCUCCGCGGGGAGCGGGGGGUCGCGGGCGCCUCCCCCGGGUGGGCGGAGAGGCUUGCGGCGCUGCCCCGCGGCGGCAGCGGCGUCCGGAGGCCGCACUACCGGCGGCCGCGGCGGCGCUGCUCCCCCUGCUCGGUGCAGCUGCCGCCCGGCGCUUGCGCACUGGGCCCGGCGCCCUCGAGUCUGCGGAGUUUGCAGAGCGCGAGCCGUUUAAAUUUAGCGCUUUGGGCUGCCUGGAGCGAGGGCUCUUGGCGAGGAAGAAAGAUGGGGGCGAGCGCGAGGAGGAAACGCCGGCGGCGGCCGCGGGGCCCGGGGCUCCGGGCGCCCCCCUCCCGCCCCGCUGUGCCCGGACCCGGGCGCGGGGGUCUGGGCGACCGAAUAAACAGCUGCAGGCCAAAACGCACACGGGAAAACAAGCCCACCACCCCCUCUCCUGCGGGAUUCCCAGAGGGAAGGCUGGAGUGGUCCCCUGCCUGAACGCCUGUGCAAAGAAAGAGCUGUUGUCUGGGCCUGAGUCCCUUCUGUCAGCAGCCUGGAGGAAAUUCCCGCCAGCCAGGGUGUUUGCAUGCCUGCGGGGCUGGCCCCGGAAGCAAGGCAGCCUUACCCCCAGCCCAGCCCCGGAAGCCUCCCCUCCACAGGGCUCCUUGAUUCCAAAGCAGAAAAACAAGAACAAGAAAAAGGGUAAAGAUGAGAAGUGUGGCUCAGAGGUGACCACCCCGGAGAACAGCUCCUCCCCGGGAAUGAUGGACAUGCACGAUGAUAACAGCAACCAGAGCUCCAUUGCAGACGCCUCCCCCAUCAAACAGGAGAACAGCAGCAACUCCAGCCCCGCUCCCGAGCCCAACUCGGCCGCGCCCGGUGAUGGCACCGACGCCAAGGCGGAUGAGGCCCAGGCCGAUGGGAAGGAGCUCCCCGGGGCCGAAGAUGCUUCUGACGAGCAGAAUUCACAGUCUUCAAUGGAAAACUCGAUGAACAGUUCAGAGCAAGUAGAACGGCAGCCAUCUGGAGAUGUGGGUCUGGCUGCAGAGACAUCCACAAUCUCUCAGGUACCUCGGUCGAGGUCUCAGAGGGGCAGCCAGAUCGGCCAGGAGCCCGUUGGGGUGUCGGGGGAUCUGGAAGGAGUGCCGCCCUCCAAAAAGAUGAAACUGGAGGCAUCGCAACAAAACUCCGAGGAGAUGUAGACACUGAGUUCAGUCCUCUGAUCCACUUCUCACGGGAGAUGCAUCAGCAGGCCUAAUUCUAGAACAACCUCACCCGAGCGGAUCCCUGUUGGGUGCGA